Medioppia subpectinata is the source of this 398-nucleotide messenger RNA. The record is from the annotation of a GenBank genome assembly. Lineage: Eukaryota; Metazoa; Arthropoda; Arachnida; Sarcoptiformes; Oppiidae.
AUGCGCAAACAUAUGGCAGCCACAUGCUCACCACGUUCAGCGAUUAAACCAGCAUGUUACUUUGAGACACAUGGCGAUGCCUGUAUAGUUUACUGCACGGGCACCACCAUGAUCAAUUUGAUCGACAUUUUCCUGGACCUGAGCCACAAACUCGGGAAUCAAUCAAAACACUUCCCGCAACUCGAGGUCUAUAAUCAGGCCAUCACUGAACUGCCCGCCGGUGUGUUUGCCGACAUUCAGUUUGACACAAUACAUGUGGACAACGCCCGUAGUCUACGACACAUACAUAAGGACGCGUUCUAUGGGCCCACACGUGACACAAUAACAUCAGUACAGAUAAGUCAUACGCUUAUUAGCGACGCUAAAGGAUAGUAUGACUUGUUUGCUGCCAUAUGAAC